AUGUUAAGAAUUCUGAGAUCUUACCAGUUGUAUGCAAAAAUGUCUAAACGCAGGUUUGCUCAAUUGAGAAUGGGGUACCUGGGGCAUAUUAUAUCUCAUAAUGGAGUAGAAAUGGAUGUUGCUAAGGUGGAGUGUAUCAGAGCAUGGUCAGUACCUGACACAAUCAAGUCUCUAAGGGGGUUCUUGGGUCCCACUGGUUAUUACAGAAGAUUUGUACAAGGCUAUGAGUUAAUUUGUAAACCCUUGACUGAAUUAUUGAAGAAGGAUUCUUUUUGUUGGAACAAAACAGCAGCGACAACUUUUCAACAGCUAAAGAACAUCAUGAGUACUGCUCCUGUAUCGAGAAUGCCAGAUUUCACCAAACAUUUUAUUGUGGAGACCGAUGCUUGCAAUAGAGGCAUUGGUGUUGUUUUAAUACAAGAGAGCCAACUAGUAGCAUAUCUCAGCAAAGCUUUGAGUCCUAAGAACUUGGGGCUCUCUAUAUAUGAGCAGCUAUUAGCUACUGUAAUGGCAGUAACAAAAUAG
Molecule: messenger RNA, 525 nt
Organism: Coffea arabica (coffee)
Lineage: Eukaryota; Viridiplantae; Streptophyta; Magnoliopsida; Gentianales; Rubiaceae
Source: RefSeq, a predicted model, not a curated record